UUCAGAAACUGAAAUGUCGGUUAAUUUCACCAUCAAUGGAAAAAUAUUCUCAAUCCACGCUACAACAGUUCCCAUCGACACUUCGCUGAACAGCUUCAUUCGCAACCAUGCCCACCUCUCCGGGACCAAGUUCAUGUGCAUGGAGGGAGGCUGCGGGGCGUGUGUGGUGAACAUCUCAGGGCUACAUCCAGUGUCCGGCGAAGUUUACUCUCGCGCUGUUAAUUCGUGUUUAUUCCCCAUAUUUGCAUGCCACGGUCUGGAUAUCUUAACAGUCGAAGGAAUUGGAGACAAACAAGAUGGCUACCACCCAACCCAGAAGCUUCUGGCGCACUUCAACGGAACCCAGUGCGGGUACUGCUCGCCGGGCAUGGUCAUGAACAUGUACAGCUUGCUCGAGUCCAAGAAAGGUCAGGUGACCAUGGCCGAGGUCGAGAACGCUUUCGGAGGGAACAUUUGCCGUUGUACUGGAUAUCGGCCGAUUUUGGACGCGUUCAAAUCGUUGGCCGUCGAUGCCGAGCCUCGUCUCAAGGAGGCGUGCCGAGAUAUUGAGGACUUGACCAUGAUUUGUCCCAAAACUGGAUCGGCGUGUGCUGGCAAGUGUUCCGCGGCUGGGAAGAUCAAGGAUAAAAAGGGAGUCCAUCUGAGCUUUGCCGAGGACAAAGAGUGGCACAAGGUCUACAAUAUCAGCGAUGUGUUUGCCAUCUUUGAGAAAAUCAAGACGAAGCCGUACAUGCUCGUCGCUGGCAACACUGCUCACGGUGUCUACCGUAGAAGCGAUGACUUGCAGGUUUUCAUCGAUGUCACUUCUAUCGAAGAGCUGCGAUCGCACUCCUUGGGGAACAACUUGACAGUUGGGGCGAAUGUCUCGCUUACUGAGUUAAUGACCAUUCUGACGGAUGUCGCAGCAAAGAGUCCGAACUUUAGAUAUUGUGUGGAGCUCGUUAAGCAUAUUGACCUGAUUGCAAACGUUCCCGUACGCAACACUGGAACAAUCGCUGGAAAUUUGAGCAUCAAAAAUCAGCACCACGAGUUCCCUUCGGAUAUGUACUUGAUCCUGGAAGCCGUUGGAGCUCAGUUCACUAUCAUGGAAUCUGGUGGCAAGACCAGCACCAUUUCUCCAGCCCAAUUCGUGUCCAAGGAUAUGAAGAAAAAGUUGGUACUCAACGUUGUUCUACCACCGCUGGAUCCCAAAGUAUUCGUCUUCCGCUCGUUCAAAAUUAUGCCAAGAGCACAAAACGCUCACGCGUACGUCAACGGUGCGUUCCUGAUCAAGUUCAACGCGAAUAAGUCAUCCGUUGAGUCUGCUUCACUUUGCUUCGGCGGAAUCAAUCCCAAAUUCAGGCACGCCAUCAACACUGAAAAGUUCCUCGCCGGCAAAAACCUGUUCUCCAACGACGUCUUCCAAAGGGCUCUUCAAACGCUGUCCAACGAGCUCAACCCGGACUGGGUCCUUCCCGACGCAUCUCCCGAGUACCGCAAGAACCUAGCCCUCUCACUGUUCUACAAAUUCGUUCUCAACAUCGCUCCCGAAGGCAACGCAUCCAUCAAGUCACAGUACAAAUCCGGUGGCUCGGUCCUAGAGCGACCGGUUUCCACCGCUUCACAGCGAUUCGAUACCUACAAGGAGAACUGGCCCCUCACCAAGAACAUUCCCAAGAUUGAAGGGCUGGCGCAGACGUCCGGAGAGGCCAAAUACGUCAACGAUCUACCAGCGAUGCCUAAUCAACUGUUUGCAUCGUUCGUACUAGCUACUGAAGUUCAUGCUACGAUUCUGGAUGUUGACCUCGGUGAAGCUUUGGCUGUCGUGGGGGUUCAUGCAUUCUAUGGAGCUAAGGAUAUACCCGGGUGCAACGAUUACAUGCCGAUCAAAAGCAUACAUCCGCAUCCCGAAGAACUAUUUUGCAGUGGAAUGGUCAAGUAUCAUGGGCAGCCAAUUGGUGUUAUUCUGGCAGAUACCUUUGAGCUAGCUAAUAAGGCAAGCAAUCUUGUCAAAAUCAGCUAUAAAAGGACAUGUGAACCAGUAGUAUCAACGAUUGAUAGUGCCAUUGAAGCGAAUAACGAUGAUCGGAUACUAAAGCAAGAUCAUGGCUUCGUCGGACCACAAAGCGUAAGUUCACCUGAAAGCUGUAUUGAAUUCAAAGGAAGUCUCGAGCUCGGUGGACAGUACCACUUCUACAUGGAGACACAGUCCUGUGUCUGCGUGCCCAUUGAGGAUGGACUGGACGUGUACUCCUCAACUCAGUGGAUUGAUAUGGUGCAAGUAGCUAUCGCUCGGAUGCUCGUGAUUCCGGAGAACAGCGUUAACAUUGCUGUUCGACGUCUAGGAGGAUCCUUUGGAGGGAAAGCUGCCCGCUCUACAAUGAUCGCUUGCGCUUGUGCAUUGGCCGCUCACCUUUCUCGACGACCCGUAAGGUUGGUCAUGACUCUCGAAUCAAACAUGGCAGCGAUCGGGAAACGAUACGGAUUGAAGUCCGACUACGUGGUUAAAGCUAGUAGGGAGGGGAAGAUUGUGCAAUUGAACAAUAAGUAUUAUCACGACGCAGGAUCAUCCUUCAACGAAAGCCCCUUCUGGAUCCAGAACUCGUAUGCCAACUGCUAUGAGAGUGACUGCUGGAAAAUAGACGCGUUUGAAGUUCGGACUGAUCGGGCUAGUAACACAUGGUGCCGAGCACCAGGGCAAACCGAAGCGAUCGCCAUGAUCGAAACGAUCAUGGAGCAUGUAGCUCACGGAUCAGGAAUGGAUCCGGUAGAUGUCCGGAUGAACAAUAUCCCAGAAAAGUCUAAAAUGAGAGAAAUCCUUCCAAUGUUUCGCAAAGAAGUUCAAUACGAUUCUAGAAAGCAAAGCAUUGAUCAGUACAAUAAGGAAAAUCGCUGGCGGAAGCGAGGAAUCUCGAUCGUUCCGAUGAAGUAUCCCGUAUCCUAUCUUGGAGCUCUCCACGCAUUAGUUUCAAUCUAUCAUGGUGAUGGAACAGUUUCAAUCGCUCACGGUGGCAUCGAAAUGGGUCAAGGCUUGAACACCAAAGCCGUCCAGGUAGCAGCUCACGUACUGGGAAUUUCGGUAGAGAUGAUCAGCAUUAAACCAACCAACAAUCUCAUCUCGCCGAACGCAGUUUGUACCCAGGCAAGCUACACUAGUGAAGCCGUAGGUUACGCCAUCAAAAAAGCAUGCAAAAUUCUUCUCCAGCGAAUGCAACCAAUCAAAGCUCAAAAUCCAGCAGCAUCGUGGACCACGAUCAUCUCCGAAUCGCACAACAACCAGAUCGACCUCAGUGCCAGCUACAUGUACAAAGAAAGUGAACUGCGACCGUACGACGUCUGGGGAGUUUCCUGUGCCGAAAUCGAGGUUGACAUCCUCACCGGAAACGUCCAACUCCGCCGGGUGGACAUCCUCGAGGACACCGGCGAAAGUCUUAGCCCCGGCAUAGACAUCGGACAGAUCGAGGGUGCCUUCGUCAUGGGAGUUGGAUACUACCUAACCGAAGCACUCGUGUACGACCCAACGAACGGUGCCCUGUUAACGAAUCGAUCGUGGAAGUACAAGCCACCGGGGGCGAAGGAUAUUCCAGUUGAUUUUCGUAUUCAGCUGCUUCAAAACGCGUCGAAUGAAGCUGGAGUUUUGAGAUCGAAAACAACCGGCGAGCCUGCGAUUGUGAUGAGUGUUGUGGUGCUGUUUGCCGUGAGGAAUGCCCUGAUGUCAGCGAGAAGAGAUGCCGGACUACCGAAUGAGUGGAUCGAGCUGGGAGCGCCGUCGACGCUCGAUGUUGUUCAGAAAUUGGCUGAGAAUAAACUGGAGAAAUAUCUACUGAAAUAAGUUGU
Molecule: messenger RNA, 3816 nt
Organism: Culex quinquefasciatus (southern house mosquito)
Lineage: Eukaryota; Metazoa; Arthropoda; Insecta; Diptera; Culicidae
Product: xanthine dehydrogenase
Exons: 7
Coding region: 14-3811 (1265 amino acids)
Molecular function (GO): iron ion binding; 2 iron, 2 sulfur cluster binding; FAD binding
Source: RefSeq, a predicted model, not a curated record